Diorhabda sublineata is the source of this 2121-nucleotide messenger RNA. RefSeq lists its product as uncharacterized. The record is from RefSeq and is a predicted model, not a curated record. The transcript has 4 exons. NCBI's taxonomy places the organism in Eukaryota, Metazoa, Arthropoda, Insecta, Coleoptera, Chrysomelidae. Bases 133 to 540 code for a protein of 135 amino acids.
ACAGGUCAUUUGGUAGGGGACCUCAACGGUCGGUUAAGUCAGUAACUCUCUAUUUCAGACAGUUGAGUGAGGCGACUGCGAAAAUUUAUUCCGCAUUCUGUUAAAGUGUAGAGUGAACUUUUAUCAACAGUUAUGUUUAGAUUGACUGCUGCAAUCUUCUUUUUAUCGGUUGCAACCGUUAUUGCCUUCCCUACCAACAAUGAACAACUGGACAAGGCAACAAUAAAUGAUGUGGCGGUGAAUACAGUGUCAGAAGAAAAGAAAGUUGAACAAACUGUUGUGUCUUCUGAUCCUCAGCAACCAGCAGCACCAGCAUCAUCAAUUCAGAUAACGGGUAUCACUACCGGAUUGAAUCCAUCACCUGCAGCACCCGCAACAGAAAAUACCCCGUUCAAACCGGUUCGAACGGGAUCUGUUUUCGCUAGAUUCAUCGAUGAUAUAUUCCAGAUUCCAAUAGCAGUACUUCAGAAUGUUGCAAAACUGAUAAGCAAUCCAUUUAAUCAACGAAAAAACCCAGAAGUAGUAGCUACAGUAUCAUAAACAGAUAGUUUUUUAUACCGUUUAUUCCACAAAUCUUGCUUUCAUAAUUGAUAACAUAUUUUCUACAAAUUUGCUAACAAAUUACUUGAAAAAUUGAUACUUGUUUACUUUUAUGCAGUAUUAGAAACCACAAAUCGAAAAAACAGAAACAAUUCGUUUUAUCGGUUUCUAUCAAUUCUAAUUUAUUUCCUUUUUGUUUCCAGAAAUUUUAAUAUUUUUCUUCUUUGUUAACUACUUCUUCCUAUUUCUUUAUUAUACUUUCCAAACUCUCUUUCAUUCAUUUUUAAAUUACUCGUGGUUUCUCUCUUUUCUAUCUACGUCUUCCCUACCAGGAAUUUAUGAUUUCCAUAGUUUCUUCAUUGUUCACUGUUACACUAUUGAACUUGAUUUGACAUUAUUUAGUUUGUUUGGAUCAUAUAUUGAUCAUAUUACUUUUAUUUUCAAUAUUUACAAUGAAUGUUUCAGCUUCGUUUGUCACCCACUUAUCAUUUUAUAAAUUCCCUUUGUUCUGAUAUUACUUCACCUUCAAAUAUAUUUCUAUUAACGUUAAAUGCAUCAUUUGCUUCUUCAGUUUCUAAUUAAUCCAGUUGGUAUAUUUUUAGGUUACUUUUCAUGAAUUGAUGGUAGUUUUCCUAAAAUAACAUGACAAAUGAAAGAGCGGAAAAUUCUGUAUAAAAAAAUGUUGUAUUCGAUUUCUAAAAAUGUGUAUUUAGUGAAGACAUUUUACUGCUCACAACUUUAAUUUUCUCACCGACAGAAAACAAAUUAUCAAUUGAGACCACAUAGGGGUGGUAUUUACACCAGCUCGGUGAACUUUCAGGAUCGAUUUUUUGUUGUUGUGUUGUGGGGUGUCCAUUAUGCAGAAUUUCUACUUUCUAUUUCACUAUUUCAGCUCAGAGGGAUUUUUGGUUUCUAGCGAUUGGGCUAAUAUCUAAUUUCGUGUUAUUUCUAUGAGUUAUUUAUCGAAAAUAACCAAACCGGAACAAAUGGAAGCUAGGGAUGGUCUCUAAAGGAUAAUGAAUAUCAGAUUAGCCCAUAUAAUGUUGUUAAUACUUAUUAUUGAUUGUACUAAAUUUUUAAAAAUGUUACUAAAAUUUAAAAUCUUGAAUCCUGUGGUCAGUGUCUUUAUGAUUAAUGUUCACUUCUUAUUCUUUUGUAGUUUUCUCUAACUGUGUUUUCAUCAUCCAUUUCAUUUUUGCUUAUAAUGACAAUAAUUACAUAAUUUGUUCAUGUCGUAAUCAGGACGAUAUUUCGCAUAUUAUUUUGUGUUUUGUUACGAAUGAUUCAUUAACUUAUGGUCCCGUCCCCUUCCUGAUAUUUCGAUUUAUUGUUUUAUAUUCUCCUCAUGGUUUUUGUCCCUUUUUAUAUGAUUUCUACUAAGAUUAUGAGUUAUUGCAAAUUUUUUUAUAUUUGUGAAUCGAACGGAAAUGAAUUUUUUAUGAUGUGUUGUUAGCAUUUUUGAUAGAUAUCGAUUUUUCGUGAAAUACUAUAGAGCGUUAAUGAUUUGAUCAACCAUCAUAGUUUUAUUUGUAAAUAUGUUAUUUGUUAAGUUUUGUUACGUGAAUAAAAGUAUCAAUGAAU